AUGAUACCAUCACAGAAGGCAAAAAAGAGCGCCAAAUCCAAACUUCCACAAUUGCAGCCAUCCUGGCAAUUGGACACACCAAUGAGUGAGUACAUUACAUGCAUGGAAUGGUUGCCAAACACAUGUGUCCAUGGUCAAGAUUCAAUUUUGGUAUUGGGACUUGCUAAUGGUGAGGUUGUCUUGGUCAAUUCAACCAAUAGGAAAGUUCUGCACAGAGAAAUCAAUGCUCAUCAAGAUGGAUUAUUAAGCAUGUUGAUAGUUGAGUUGGAGAAUGAGAGAAACUUUGUGAUUUGUGCGAGUCAAGAUGGUUCUCUUUCAUUGUGGAAAGUUCAGAAGAAGGGAGACGAAACUUUCCAAUCCCUAGAAUUGAUUAAAUUGGAUCAGCACGAAAUCGAUGGUGGUCAAUGGAUUGAAUCAAUGGUCUGGAUGCAAACUAGUAAGAAACUUGCAGUUGCUUCUUCCAAUCAAGUUCAUACUUUCUCCAUCUCAAAAGAAAACAAACUAAUCCUCAAGAGAACAAACAAUACUUUCAAGUCAACUGUCUCUUGUCUGGCCUACAAUCAAAAAACCAACUCAUUAGCCAUCUCUUCCUAUGGAAACAUCCUACUCACAGACUCUUCCCUCUAUGCCAAACUAAACAUUUCCAUAAAAGGAAGUUUCCAAAUGUCCAGCUUUAGUGAAGAUGGAAAAUAUUGCAUUUGUGGUAUGCUAGAAUCCAUGGCAAUCAUCCUGAAUACUGAAUCUCAGCAAAUAGUUCCAUUGUCUCUACCAAAGAAACCAUCAAUCAUCAAGUGGCUUUACGGUAGCUCUCAAACUUGUGCCAUUUCGUCUAAUUCUUCCGUUGUCGUAUUGAAAAGCGUUCCAUUGGUUGAGAUGUCCAUGUCUGAAAUGGAUGAUGAAGAAGAAAUGGAUGAUGAGGUGAGGGAAAUUCUGUCGGAUAAUGAAUUUGGUUUCAUGCAUCCUGGUUCAGUUUCGUCUAUGGAAUUCGUUCCUUCCCAAUUUAGAAAGCCAUGGAUUGUGUCGGCUUGUUCUAAAGGUUUAGUUCGUGUAACUGAUUAUGAAAGUGGUAGAAUAGUUGCAUUUCUUCCAAUGGGUGAUGAGAAAGGUGUUUCUUGUAUGAAAUUCGAAUCUGAUUUCAACAAGUGUACGAUUCCUUUAUUGAUUGUUGGAUAUUCUGAUGGUUCUCUCUGUGAAAUUCCACUUAAUUUCAAAUAA
Naegleria gruberi is the source of this 1215-nucleotide messenger RNA. RefSeq lists its product as uncharacterized. Bases 1 to 1215 code for a protein of 404 amino acids. The record is from RefSeq and is a predicted model, not a curated record. Lineage: Eukaryota; Heterolobosea; Eutetramitea; Acrasida; Naegleriidae. The transcript has a single exon. Gene Ontology annotation, molecular function: protein binding.